CGCAUUGCAGCAACGAACAAACAAACGUUGACACGACUCCGGAUAUUUUGUGCUCGGAUUCAUUCUAGUCUUUUUAUUUAUACGGUUCGGGCAGAGUAAGCGAAUUCAAUCUAGCUACUGGAUCAGAUGGCCAGUCGGUAAAUGACGCGUGUUUUCCGGAUACCUCUUCCGGGAUCACGCCCACGUAUUUCCAUACCUUAAAGACAGAAAGUGAAGUUCGUAUUUAAAGAAAUUUACGCACGGAAGGAUCUUCGGGGAACAAAUAAAAAAAAUAAUGAUGUCUGUAAGAAAGGGAGGAAGCAAGGGCCCGGAGGGAGGAGACGAGGGGAUGGGCGCGUCGAUAAUUCGGAUCCCCCCCCACCACUACAUCCACGUCCUGGACCAGAACACCAACAUCGCCCGGGUGGAGAUCGGGCCCCGGACCUACAUCCGCCAGGACAACGAGAGGGUGCUGUUUGAACCGGUGCGCAUGAUAGUGGUUCCGCCCCGACACUACUGCGUAGUCAAGAACCCGGUUGCCCGCGACGACGAAGGCCAAGUCCAGUUCGACCAGCUGGGACAGGCUAAGCUGCGGCAUGCUGACCUGGAGAUCCGUCUGGCGCAGGACCCCUUCCCCCUCCACCCAGGAGAGGAGAUAGAGCAGGAUAUCACAGUCCUGCAGGUUGUGUACCCAGACACAGCGCUCCGGCUGCAGGCCCUCCUGGACUUUGAGGAGGAGGGAGGGGAGAAAAGAGUGGCCGGAGACGAAUGGCUGUUUGAGGGACCAGGGACCUACAUCCCCAAGAAGGAGGUGGUGGUGCUGGAGACGGUGAGGGCCACCGUUAUCCAGGAAAACCAGGCCAUUCGCCUGAGAGCACGCAAGGAGGGCGUGGACAGAAGCGGGGUGCACAGGGUCACAGGAGAGGAGUGGCAGGUGAGCAAGGUGGGAGCGUACCUGCCUGGCGUCUAUGAGGAGGUGGUGGACAUCGUCAACGCUUUCAUCCUCACCGACAAGAAAGCGCUGCACAUGCGCGCCCUGCGCCCGUUCCGCGACCAGGGCGGACGGGACCGGCGCACCGGGGAGGAGUGGCUGGUGACGCUGGACGACCGCGAGGUGCACAUCCCCUCGGUGUCCGAGGAGGUGGUGGGCGUGGUGGACGUGACGGUGCUGAACCCGCGCCAGUACUGCGUGAUCCUGGACCCGGUCGGGCCCAACGGCAAGCCUCAGCUGGGCCAGAAACGGGUCGUCAAGGGGGAGAAGUCGUUCUUCCUGCAGCCCGGGGAGACCCUGGAGCAGGGCAUCCAGGACGUGUACGUGCUGUCGGAGGAGGAGGGGCUGGUGCUGCGGGCCAUCGAGGCCUUCCUGGACAAUGACGGGCCCGAAGAAGAGGAGGAGGGGGAGGGGGAGGGGGGUUCAGGAGGGGGGCGUGUCCCCCGUCGCCCGGGCGACCGCUGGAUGCUGCGCGGGCCCAUCGAGUACGUCCCUCCGGCCACCGUGGAGGUGUUGCUACGGCGAGAGGCCAUCCCGUUGGAUGAGAACGAGGGAAUCUACGUGCGGGACAUCAAGACCGGGAAGGUCCGAGCCGUGAUUGGCCACACCUACAUGCUGACCCAGGACGAGGAGCUGUGGGAGAAGGACCUGCCGCCGAACGUGGAGCUGCUGUUGCCGUCGUCCCGGGACGCGCUGUCGGACCGCGGGCAGAGGGGCGCCUUGCCGCCGGACGCCAGGCCCCGAGACAAAACGAGAGUGGUGACCUACAGAGUCCCCCACAAUGCCGCGGUUCAGGUCUACGACUACCGCGAGAAGAAGGCCAGGGUGGUGUUUGGGCCGGAGAUGGUGAUGCUGGGCCCGGAUGAGCAGUUCACCAUCCUCUCGCUGUCGGGAGACAAGCCCAAACGGGCCAACGUCAUCAAGGCCAUCUGUCUUCUGCUGGGGCCCGACUUCUGCACUGACAUCAUCACCAUAGAGACGGCCGACCAUGCCCGGCUGCAGCUGCAGCUUUCUUACAACUGGCACUUUGACAUCACGCCGCAGGCCGACGCCACGCAGGCGGCCACCCUCUUUGCCGUGCCCGACUUCGUGGGCGACGCCUGCAAGGCCAUUGCCUCCAAGAUCCGCGGAGCCGUGGCGUCCGUGCAGUUUGACGACUUUCACAAGAACUCCAACCGGAUCAUCUGCUCGGCGGUGUUCGGGUUCGACGAGAAGCUGGCGGUGCGGUCCAGCAUGCGCUUCGGCCAGAACGGGCUGGUCAUCAGCAGCGUGGACAUCCAGUCCGUGGAGCCGGUGGACCAGAGGACCCGAGAUGCCUUGCAGAAGAGCGUCCAGCUCGCCAUUGAGAUCACCACCAACUCCCAGGAGGCUACCGCCCGGCACGAAGCGGAGCGUCUGGAGCAGGAGGCCAAGGGCCGGCUGGAGAGGCAGAGGAUCACGGACCAGGCGGAGGCCGAGCGAGCCCGGAAAGAGCUGCUGGAGCUGGAGGCGCUCAGUGCGGCAGUGGAGAGCACAGGUGCGGCGAAAGCGGAGGCCCAGUCGAGGGCAGAGGCGGCUCGCAUACAGGGAGAGGCGGCCGUGAACGAGGCCAAGCUGAAGGCCGAGGCCCAGAAGAUAGAGGCCGAGGCGGAGCUUGACCGCCUGUCAAAGGCGCGAGAGCAGGAGCUCUUCUAUAAGAAGGAGAUGAACCACCUGGACGUGGAGAAGCAGGAGAAGCUGGCGGACAUAGAGAACCAGCGCUUUAAAGCGCUGGUGGGCAGUCUGGGAAGUGACACUCUCAAGGAGAUGGCCCGGGCAGGACCUGAGCUACAGGUGAAGCUGCUUCAGGCCCUGGGGCUUAAGUCCACUCUGAUCACCGAUGGCUCAUCGCCCAUCAACCUCUUCAGUACUGCCAGCGGCCUACUGGGGGCGCUGCAGGGCAAGGGGGAGUGAGAGGGAAGGAUAUUCUUUGCACCCCGGAAAAGGGUAGAGGUGGAGAGCGAGGUGACAGUUUAAAAAGGAGCAACGGUGGAGGGUAAAGUGGUGAGAGAAAAUGAAAGGAAUUAUUAUGCUUUAAAUACUUUGAAGUAGGGCUUUCUUAAAGACAGGUGCACUCUCACCCAAGGUUAAAGGGUAAAAGGUAAUAACGGUCAUUUUCAUGGUUUCAGUAUUGUCAAAUGUCCUCUCAAAAUACUGAAACUGGAGACAUUUCUGUCCAACUCUCAGUACUUCUUGACAUUUUCCUACCAUUUCCAUUUAGCAUCCAUUCAUUUCAGCUGCGCGCUGAACUUAUUAAAUACAGCUCAGAAAGCCAUAUUUUCAUUUUCAGAAAAUGCAACCUAUUAUCAUGAAAAACAUGGCCAGUGUAAUUCUUAUUAAAUUUACUUCAAAACAGAGAAAAUGGUUCAUUUUGAUGGGGCCUAUUUUCAAUAUUUUAGUGCUUGCGCCAAACUACUUUACACUUAUCGGAAAAACGCAAUUGUUGUAAAGUUAUUACAGUAAAAAGUACAAAGGCCAGGUUCUUCGCAAUGGUGAAUUAUGCUGACAAAAGCAACUGUAUGUCUCUCUGACUUCUUUUAAUACUUUAAUACUACAACAAAGGAGUUCUAUAACUUGUGGUAUAUCCACAUCUGCUAGAUAGAUGGACAAUACUUUUUAGUAGGAUAAAUUGAUUGAGAGUUGAACAGAACUAUUAUCACUGUUGUUAACCUUUAAGAGGCCAGGAACAUGCAGCAGAAUGUGCAAAUGGUCCCCCCAAAGUAGACUUACUGUAUAGAGGAAUAACUGACAUAUUCACUUUGCUGCUUAAAAAGUACAAUAAAAUAAAAAAGAUUCUGGUAUGUUUGAGACACACAUAAUCCUCACUGCAACAAAAGAACAGUUUUCAGUAAUAAACUUUUUUUUUGUUUGGGGGGGGGGGGGGGGCAGAUCAAGGGGACAAAUUCAACCUGCGUAUUGUGGCGUGUAUCCUUGUUUUUUGCACUGAAAAUGUUUACACGGAUAGUCAGUCUCACAAUUGACGUACCAUGUCUUCCAACAUGUUUUCCAUGCUUACAUGCUGUUUUUGGACAAAAGCAGCUGAUCUGGUGCCUUCCAGAACUUUUUGUUUUUGUUUUUUUGUGCAGUUUAUACUCAUGUUAACACUCCAUCCUUGAAUGUGGGAAAUGUCUGUUGCCAUCGAGUUGCCUCUUUGAAGUCAGAUUCACCUGUACCCAGUCACAUAAGUACGAAGUAUAUUUUCCUAAAAUAUGAAAUUAUAUCACUUGAAGACAGUGUUUGCACCUUAAAUACAUUACAAGGUUUCUUUGGUGAGAUUUGGACACGAGAUGAAUGUAAAGGGUUAGAACAGGGGUGCAAUUGUGCUUUACAAGUAUUUACUCCUAAAUACUAACUGUCGCAUCUGAAACUAUGCAUCCAAUAAACUUACUUUUAAGGGAAA
Molecule: messenger RNA, 4388 nt
Organism: Anguilla anguilla (European eel)
Lineage: Eukaryota; Metazoa; Chordata; Actinopteri; Anguilliformes; Anguillidae
Gene: mvp
Product: major vault protein
Exons: 17
Coding region: 275-2902 (875 amino acids)
Cellular component (GO): nucleus; cytoplasm
Source: RefSeq, a predicted model, not a curated record